AUGCUCUCGUCCAUUGCGCCCGUGCACACGAACUCUGCGCCAUCGGACGACGUCGAGAAGGCUGUCGCACAGGCGACCGCGUCGCUGCUCGCACGCAUCGCUGCCAUGGAGGCCGAGAACGUUGCACUCAAGCAGCAGCUUCAAACGGCCAUGAAGACGGGCGCAAUACCGCCCAAUGGAGUAGACAAGGCGCCCGCAGCGCCUACCAUCACAGAGCCCAAGAAGACGUCUGCUACGACAGCGACCAAGAAGACGUCUGUCACGACAGCGGCCCAGAAGAUGCCUGCUACCACCGAGCUAAAGAAGACGCCUGCCACGCCCGCGCCCAAGAAGUCGGUCGCCACCACAGAGCCCGUCACUGCCAAGCGCGCAGAGGUCCCGCGGGUACGCCCUGCCGCGCCGGUGCUGGAGGCGACGCCGCUUGUCGACGAGAGCACAUCCUUGGCGGCACCCGAGGGUCGCAAGCUCCCAAGCAACAAGUUCUUCUUUCGACUCAUGCACUCGUCGAAAACCAUGCAGAUUUCGCCGACCCUCCGCGCGAUGCUGAGCGAGAUGGAUUUAUACAACCACAAGUGGGAAAUCAACGAGAUCCCGGCGGUCAUGAACUGCCUCGUGCUCUUGGACCGCGUGCCCGAGGCCUUGGCGUUCGCGAAAAAGUGGAUCAACUCGCUCACGAUGCUCAACCACUUGAUGGGCCAAGCCGCGCGCGUCAAGUGCCCCAAGCUCGCGCUCGGGCUCCUCCAGCUCGGUGUCGAGCGCAACUAUGCGAUCGACGAGUUGACGUACAACAAGUGCAUUGUCGCGUGCGCGCGGGGGCCGCCGUCGUACCUCUCGACGAUCGAGCACCUCGUCACCGACAUGCAAGAGCACGGCCACCGCCCCAACGACUUGACCUUUGGCGCACUCGUUGUCGCCGCCGCGCGCCUCGACCACUGGUCGGCGGUGGGGCCGACCCUGGAUAUGAUGGACGAGCUCCCAUACGACGAACGCGUCGCAGCGUACAGCACGGUGCUCGUGCGCCUUGGGCGGGAGGACCACCACGAGUUUUGCUACCGACUCUUCAAACAUACGAUCACAACGGGCCUCUCGGUGAGCGAAGACGCGGUCCGCGUCGUGGUCGCAAGCUGCGGCAAGAUUGCGCGCCGCGUCGACGCACUCGAGGUGCUGGAUGCCAUCUCGCUCGACUCGAUCGUGUCGCUCAAGACCUUCAACGCGCUCAUUGCAGCCCUCGCCAACUUGGAUCCCACGAGAGCGUUCGAGGUCUUUGGCACGCUCCAGAGCCGCCCGAACCUCGAGCUCGACAUUUACACGGUCAAUUCCGUCUUGCUCGCGUGUGUCCGCGCGCGGUCGUUUGACGAAGGCGUCGAGCUCUUUGAGUCGCGGCCCGUCCCGUUUGAUAACGUGACGAUCUGCACCAUGCUGCAGCUCUGCGGGCAGGCCAAGCAGCACGCCAAGGCAACUGAGAUUUUUGGGACCGCCUUGACCACGCUGCCACCGUCGCGCCAGCUCUACGAAGAAUACUUUGAAGCGCUCGUCGAAUCCGAUGUCGGGUCGCUUGCGAUCGAGGCGUUCUGGCGCGCGCGCGAGAAUGACACCAAGUUUCAGCCGACGCUCAAGAUGCUCAACUGCCUCCUUCGCGCGUGCCAUGCAUCCACCGAGCACCUCGACGUCAUGGGCCAGCGUCUGCUUGACGUAUUUGAAAACGCCAACCACACGGUCUCGAGCGUCAGCGUCAACCACCAGCUCUCGCUUUUGAUUGCCGCCAACAAGCUCGACGCGGCCGACGAGUGGCUGAACACGAUGCGGGCGCGCGGCCUCGUCACGUACUUUUCGUACCAGCAACUCAUGGUCGCGUACUAUGAUCGCGGUGAGUACGACAAGUGCCUCGAGGUAUACGGCCAGUGCCGCGGCCAGCGCAUCGAGAUGCUGCAGCAAGUCAAGUGGAAGCCGUAUGCGUUCCCGCGGACGGGCCUCGUGCUCCUGGCUCAACGCGCCUACUACGCGCUGGGGGACUGGGACAGCGUCGUGGCCAUGGCGCCGACGGUCAAGGGCCGCCAGGGCACGUUGCACCCGUGGCUCUCGGACCGCGGCUGCCAAGAGCUCCUCAUGCGUGCGAUCCUCGCCCACGAGCAGCGUGGCGACUGGGAGGCGUGCGUCGCGCUCUACUCCAAGAUGGUGUCGGUGGGCAUGAACGACACGGACGCGUACCAAGCCACGGUGCGUGCGGUCGCCAAGGCCGGCGAGUUUGAAGCCGCGCUCGACGUCAACGGUGGCGAGUGGUACCGCAACGAGCGCACGUCCAAAGGCUGGUUCACACCGUCCGACGACGACGCCAAGUGA
This is a messenger RNA of Saprolegnia parasitica CBS 223.65, 2340 nucleotides long. RefSeq lists its product as hypothetical. The record is from RefSeq and is a predicted model, not a curated record. Lineage: Eukaryota; Oomycota; Saprolegniomycetes; Saprolegniales; Saprolegniaceae. The transcript is spliced from 3 exons. Gene Ontology annotation, molecular function: protein binding. The coding region runs from base 1 to 2340 and encodes 779 amino acids.